Messenger RNA from Cercopithifilaria johnstoni, 549 nucleotides. The record is from the annotation of a GenBank genome assembly. NCBI's taxonomy places the organism in Eukaryota, Metazoa, Nematoda, Chromadorea, Rhabditida, Onchocercidae.
AUGGGUGUUUGGAAUUUGGAAAUAUUCGAUGAGGUAAGACGAAUGAACGUCAGGCAGCUGCUGUAUCAAGGCCUGAACUUUGCAAUGAUAGUAUCCUCAGCUUUGAUGAUUUGGAAAGGCUUGAUGGUUAUUACCGGUUCCGAAAGUCCUAUUGUGGUUGUGUUAUCAGGUUCAAUGGAGCCUGCGUUUUACAGAGGUGAUUUGCUGUUGCUAACAAAUGAUGACUCAGACCCGAUUAGAGCCGGCGACAUUACGGUCUUUAAAAUUGAGGGACGUGAUAUUCCGAUUGUGCAUCGAGUCAUUAAAGUCCAUGAGAAAAGCAACGAAGAAACAAAAUUCUUGACGAAAGGAGAUAAUAAUCAGGUUGACGACCGAGGCCUAUAUGCAUCGGGGCAGUUUUGGCUGACUCGAAAAGAUGUUGUUGGUCGAGCAAAGGGACUCAUACCCUAUGUUGGAAUGGUCACAAUAUUGAUGAAUGAUUAUCCCAAAUUUAAAUACGCGGUUUUGAUUGCUCUAGGUGCUUUCGUCAUUUUGCAUAGAGAAGGAUAG